AUGUCUGACCAGGACACGUCCUUCGAAGCCCUCGCCGCCUCUCCCGGCGAUUACGCCGUCCACUCCGAGUGGAUGGGUGAUUCCCCGCCCGCCUUGACCGUCGACUUCAUCCAGAACCCUCACAAUCAGAUUCAUCACAUCCAUCAAGUAGGCGGGAACCAGAAUCCACAAGCACAUAAAUCUCGGGGUUUCGACUCUACCACCGCCGGCGGCCCCGGCUCCGGCAAACCAGGCAUCGGCAAAGACCGGCUUUUGGCCGACGACUCAUCGCUGGCGCUGUCCCAACAGCAAUCCGUUUCCUCUCCCGAGUCCCUUUUGUCGUCUUUCCAGGACUCGUCCUCCGAUAUCUCUUCUUCCAAACAAACAUCCUUGACGGCCUUGUCCAGCCUUGCCGGCGGAACACCAGCAAAAAAGAGCCGUGGGCGAUCGUCAAAGGGCUCCACCAUAACGAAGGCCUCGUCCAACCCUAGUCGCCCCGCGGGCACCGCAGUACCAAAUCCUGCAGCGCGGUUGCACCAACAGCAAACAACAUCUGUCGGAGACGACAUUAUGAUGACGGAUGAGGGGCUGCGUGCAGGUGACGACCUUGGCGACAGCACACAACAGAACUGGAGUUUCCGAGAUUACCUGCGUCUGGACGACGACCAAGACGACGACGAGGACGACCAUAACCAGUCUAUGAACACCGAGAGCGACGGCUUUGCCACGAUCGAUCCCAAAUCUAUCCAGAAUACCCCAGGAUUCGGUGGUGCCGAGGACGCGUUAAACCAGGAAGCAGCUGCCGGUCUCCGCUCCAGUCUCAAGACAGAACCAACCGUCGGCUCGGACUUGAGCCCGUACAGCGGCGGGCCCUCUCCUCUGGAAUUCGUGAGCGCUACGAGUAGCCCGACUCCCGACGACCUGACGAUCCCCGCCUUCAACACACCGCAGCUAUUUUCUUCGGCGGUGGCCAUGUUUGGCCAAGCGCCCACCGACAGUGCCACAGAACAGCGCCGCAAGGGGCACAACAAGGCAGCAUCGUCUAUGAACAACCUCAACACGGCCGCUUCCCGUGAAGUUUCGCCCGUCUCCAACUUCGUUUUCGGCCAGGGCCCGUCACCAACGGCAUUUAUGCAAUCUUCGCAGUCGCCAAUUGAUUCCAACGAUUUUCGAUUCGGAUUUUUGGGAAACGGCGGCGCCGAUCCGAUUCAGAUGGCGUCCAACUUCCUGUUCCCGGAAAGCAUGCCCGCGAGCCCGACGUCAGUUUGGCAAGGGAAUGUCCCUCAACAACAGCAGCUUCUGAACAACGUAGCAGCACAGAUGCCAGUGUUCCAACAAGGCCCGGCCGCUGCAACAACAGCAGCAGCACCGUUGAACAACCAGCGACAACCGCUUCGAUUCUCCGUCGGUAUUGAGCCACACAAGUCACGCGUUGAGACACAGAUUCCCGUCACGAUUCUGCUGUCCUCCUUGCCACCGGACGUCACAAAGCUCCACCUGCCACCCCACACCAUCUCGAAACCCAAGCUGCUCGCGAAAAAUGCACCGGAGCACUCACCGGACACACUCGAGCUGCACACCAUGGUGGUUUGUACGAGCGCCAUGGCGAACGAGGCCAACCGGCAACGUGCCCUUGAGCGUGCUGCCGCCUCUACGUAUGGCCCUCAGGCGCGACCCAGUGAUGACGCCAGUGGCGAGGACGGUGACGACUGCCGUCCGGCGGACGGUGGUGAAGUCUGGAUCUGCAGCGGCUGCAUCCAGAGAGAGCGAAAACGCGCCAACCGUAAGAAGUCCAAGAAGCCAGAAGACGAUGAGGGCUGGAGCCGUGACGAGCAUCGGCGCAUCAUUAUUUUCAACACGAACGAGAUCAAGGACUGGCAGCACCCCACGGCCGCCACCAACUUGGGCCCGCAGAGUGAAAAUGCCGCCAUUGUCAUCCCGAUGCGCAUUACAUGUUACUGCCGGCACCACGGCGAAAAAGCUGGCUUCCAGGUGAUCUUCACGUUGAAAGAUUACCGCGGCCAGGUUUUGGCGCAGACGAUCUCGCGGUCCAUUAUGAUUACCGACGAUCACAAGACACCAACUGCUGCAUCUGCUGGAAGCGCCUCGGCAGCGCCCUCAGUCGUAGACGGUGAUGCCUCGGCCGGCGAUGUUGCAGACACAUCGAAGCCUUCUUCUGCCACAACAGUUGCACCCGCAUCCGGCACAAAAGCUGCUACCAAGACUGGCAAGAGCAAUCGCACCUCCCAAUCGUCCUCCGACCCCUCUGCACUUAAACGCGGAUCGGUUACAUUCUCGGCUCCAGAAAUCGACAAGGCAAGCAGCUCCAAUGCAAACUCAUACACCUCGGCUGCGGUUGCGGCUGCUGCCGCCGCCUCUUCUUCAGUAGCGGCCAUGGCCCGGGCGCUCUCGAGACCAGCCUCGCCGGAUGGGCUUAAGGGUCACUCAGCCAAAAAGCGGAAGUCGAGCGCUGGCGUCCCUGGCGCUCCGGGCGCCGCAAAGGUGCCAUCGGGGCUUGCCAUGACCCGUAUCGAGACGUCCCCCCAACCACAACAGCCCACCCAGCAACACGUGUCCGACUCGGGAAGCCGUCGUGCUGCCUCUUCUACAUCACCGGUGGCACAGUUCUCCAACAAUUCUACGUUCUUGUCACCGCCAUCCGGAUUUGUGCCUGAUACCAUGGCUGCGGCUGUCGACAUGGCUCUCCGUGCCGGUGGCUCGGGCGACCCCGAUAUUGACAGCCUUGCUGGAAUCGUCCCGAUGAACGCGGAUCCGAUGCCAACCGGCCCGUUGACACCGAACAGCCACACCGACCAGACAGCCGCGUAUAUCAAUGGCAACCGGUCGGGAAGCUUCGACAACAUCGGUCUCUCGCAGACACCCAUGUUCUCAGCACCAACUUCAACCCACCCGAGUCGCGCUCCGAGCCCUAACGGCCUCCGGGGUCCCAUUCACAUGUUCCAGCAGCAGCUCUUCCAACAGCAGCAGCAGCAAUUACAACAGCAGUUGAACCAAGCACAGUUCUCCCAGCAGUUCCAGAACGGGCUUUUCUCGCUGCCUAUGUCGCUACCUCAGACCGAUACGACACCGACUUCGCAGCCGGUUGUGCACAAGAUCAUCCCGGCCGAGGGCCCCAAAUCUGGUGGCAUCGAGGUCACAAUCUUGGGAAGCUCGUUCUACCAGGGUCUCGAUGUCAUGUUCGGUGACCAGCGCGCAACGACAACAACGUUCUGGGGUGAGAGCUCUUUGGUGUGUCUUGUGCCGCCAUCGUCUAUUGCCGGCCAUGUUCCCGUCACGCUGCGCCAGUCAAACCAGCGUGGUUCGGCUCAGCCGUUCGCUGCCAAUCAGCAGCGCAUCACAUUCAAGUAUCUUGACGAUGACGAACAACAGCUUUUACGCGCCGCUCUUACUGUCUUAUCUAGGAAAAUGACUGGGAAGAUUGAGGAUGCGCAGGACGUGGCCCGACGGAUCAUCGGCAGCGAAACAUCGACCUGGGGUACAUCCGGUGGCGGAACCAGUGGUGGCAGUAGUGCCGGCAGCACCCGCGGCGUCUCUGGCAAUGUGGCGGACGUGGCUUCCAGCACCGGUGGCCCCAACUUUGAGACGCAUCUGCUCAAGGUUUUGGAACUGAUCGACCUUGACGACUCGUCUAACCAGACGCGCCUGAAUAUGCAGCGCCGCACCACUGGCCACAGCAUGCUGCAUCUGGCCUGCGUUCUUGGUAUGCACCGGUUUGUGGCUGGCCUGCUCGCCCGCGGCGCCAACCCCGAUGUCCGUGACAACGGCGGCUACACCCCCCUGCACCUGGCCGCCCUCAACAACCAGCCCGAGAUUGUGCGCCGCCUGAUCCAUGCCGGUGCCGACCCGACGAUGCGCACGCUGUCCGGCCUGACGGCGUCGGAGGUCACAGCCUCACGUGAGGUGCUUCGUGCCAUUAAGCGGUUUGAGCGCCACGCCCGGUCGCGCAGCGGCGGCUCCCUUCACAGCCGCACUAACAGCGCGGCUUCGCUACGGUCUCUGUGGGAGCCCAUGAGCAUGUCGACGAUCCGCCGCCGUGCGUCUGGCGCUGGUGAAGAGGUGGAGACGGGCGACUCGGAAGACAGCAGCCGUGCCGAGGUGGAUUCCUCGUCAUAUGCCGCCUCUGGUGAUGACGAGGCCAGUAGUGAGCAAGAAGGCGACGUGGAAUGGCUCGAUAUGCGGCCUGGCUCACGUGUCAUGUCGCGGGGCUCUCUGAGCAUCCAUGGCCGACACGGUGUCCGUGACACAAGUCCCGACCCCCUCGCGGCUUCAAAUGUUGCUGCAGAUGCGGCUGCCAGAGGAGCCAAUGUCCCCGCGGCACUGGCAUCUCCGGCGGCCGCUGCCAUGUCUGCCUUCAAGGAACAGUUGUCAGCACACUUCCAGCAGCUCAUAGCCCAGAUCCCGCAGAUCCCCAACAACCCGCUGCCCGACUACUACCAGGCCUACCUCAACUCGGCGGCUUUCCAGCGCAUCUCAUCGCUGGUUCCGAACAUCAACAUCAGCGGUGCAAUGGGCUCGCGGCCCAACUCGUCAGGUAACUCGGAUGCUGGUGGUGCACCAGGCACCAAGGAAUUUGAAGGCCGCUGGUGGGAUCUGUCGUCGCGCAUGACUGGCUCGGCACCGCCGCCUGCCUACGAGGAGAUCUUCCCGCAAAAGAGUGGUGCUAUGGACACGAAGCAGGCAACGGCAGCCGCCGCAGCGGCCGAGGCUGAAGCCGACACUAAGUGCGCAGCGCUGUACGACAACCAGCAAGUCGAAGAACUCAACCAGCAGGCCACUGCCGCCAAGACCACCGCCACCACGCAGAUCGAAGACAACGGUGGGGAGAUUGACGACGAAGAAGAGUGCCUGGCUUCGACGCCCGUUCUCCAGAUCGGCCGCAAGCACCAGAUUACCAAGGAACAGCAAGAGAACUUCCGGCGCGUUCAUAAGGAGAAGCGCAAGGGCCUGAGUUCUGACACGUUUCUGUACACUGUCUGGAUUCCGAUCCUCCUCGGCGUACUGCUUCUGUGGCUCUCUGGCGCCCGUGCUUGGGACUUCUUCCCAUCUGUCACCUUCAACGUGCCGUACGCAACCAGCCUCAGCAACCCUAUCCGUCCUACCAGCACGAAUGCUGACAACGGCAACAAAGACAAAGACAAUGUGGCUGGCGAGAAGCAAAUAUUACCUGACCCUCCCGCUGUGGCCGCGAUUCCCAACAAUGACGCACAAGACGUCCUUGGAGGGAUCCACGGCAUCGUCGUAUAA
Messenger RNA from Sporothrix schenckii 1099-18, 5244 nucleotides. RefSeq names its product membrane-tethered transcription factor. Gene Ontology annotation, molecular function: enzyme inhibitor activity; phosphatase regulator activity; protein binding. The coding region runs from base 1 to 5244 and encodes 1747 amino acids. The record is from RefSeq and is a predicted model, not a curated record. Lineage: Eukaryota; Fungi; Ascomycota; Sordariomycetes; Ophiostomatales; Ophiostomataceae. The transcript has 3 exons. Gene Ontology annotation, cellular component: cytoplasm.